Molecule: messenger RNA, 11946 nt
Organism: Silurus meridionalis
Lineage: Eukaryota; Metazoa; Chordata; Actinopteri; Siluriformes; Siluridae
Gene: htt
Product: huntingtin
Exons: 67
Coding region: 305-9829 (3174 amino acids)
Cellular component (GO): nucleus; cytoplasm
Source: RefSeq, a predicted model, not a curated record
CCGGAAGUCGCUGCUACAUUGUUUCUCGGUUGAGACAGGUUCAGAAAUGGCAGAUGGCAGAGCCCGAUGGAGUCUCAGCCGUGUCCCGAUCAUCAUCUCCAGGGAUUCAGUGAUCGCUUAACGUCCGCGCAGCUUCCAGCGGAGAGAGUCACGGGAACCUCCGUCCUCUUAUCCCUUAUCAUCAUUCGCCGUGUUUCCUCUUGGACUUGUUGCUAAGCAAACUGGCUAAUCGGACAUUAGUAAACACUGGCUAGCUAGCGAGUGAUUCCCAGAGCUAGCUAAACUCCACGGGUUUCUGUAAAAAAUGGCCACGAUGGAGAAAUUAAUGAAAGCCUUCGAGUCCCUCAAAUCAUUCCAGCAGCAACAGCAGGGCCCGCUGUCUGCAGAGGAACUGGUCCAGAAACAGAAAAAAGAUCUCGCGACGACCAAAAAGGACCGAGUGACUCAUUGUUUGACUAUAUGCGAGAAUAUCGUAGCGCAGUCUCUGAGGACAUCCCCAGAGUUCCAGAAACUUCUGGGAAUAGCCAUGGAAAUGUUUCUGCUGUGCAGCGAUGACAAGGAGUCGGAUGUCAGGAUGGUUGCAGAUGAGUGCCUAAACAAAAUCAUUAAAGCAUUGAUGGAUUCCAACUUGCCUCGAUUGCAACUCGAGCUUUAUAAAGAGAUUAAAAAGAACGGUGCCUCUCGGAGCCUGCGGGCGGCGCUGUGGCGGUUUGCCGAGCUCGCCCAUCUCGUGCGUCCGCAGAAAUGCAGGCCGUAUCUCGUGAACCUGCUGCCCUGCCUGACACGCAUAACUAAGCGGCAGGAGGAGACGGUGCAGGAGACCUUGGCCUCCUCCAUCCCCAAAAUCAUGGCAGCCCUCGGGAACUUUGCCAAUGACAGCGAGAUCAAGGUGCUUCUGAAAGCCUUUGUUGCAAAUCUGAAGUCGAGCUCUCCUACUAUUCGGCGCACAGCAGCCAGUUCAGCUGUGAGUGUGUGUCAGCACUCGCGCAGAACCAACUACUUUUACACAUGGCUCCUUAACGUUCUGCUAGGACUGGUGGUGCCGGUGGACGAGGAACACUCGAGCCACCUGAUUCUGGGUGUGUUAUUAACCCUACGCUACCUGAUGCCCCUUCUGCAGCAGCAAGAUGCGAGCACCAGUCUGAAAGGCAGCUUCGGUGUGAUGCGGAAAGAAGUGGACGUGUCCCCAACACCCGAGCAGCUCACCCAGGUGUACGAGCUGACGCUACACUACACACAGCACCGCGAUCAUAACGUGGUAACUGCGUCCCUGGAGCUUCUGCAACAGCUGUUUCGCACUCCAUCUCCUGAACUCUUGAACACACUUAUUAUUCCUGGCAAAAUCACACACACCCGCGUCUUCAGAGAGGAGAUGGAAAGCCGGGCGCGCAGCGGGAGCAUCGUUGAGCUCAUUGCUGGUGGAUCAACUUCCAGUCCGCUCGUCCUCAGGAAGCAGAAAGGUAAACUCUUGUCAGGGGAAGAGGAGGGUCUGGAGGAUGACCCUGAGAAGGCAGAGGUCACAGCAGGCUCCUUUACAGCCUCGGUGGGAGGAGAAAGCUCGGGCGAUGCCGCCUCCUCAUCAGGUGUGUCGUCCCUCGGCCAGGCCGACAUCAUCACCGAGCAGCCACGCUCCUCCCAGCAUGCCCUGCAGCCCGGCGACUCUGUAGACCUGAGCGCAUCGUCAGAACAAGGGGGCGGACCCGAUACCCCCGACGAGGAAGACGAAGACAUGCUGAGUCGCAGCUCGAGCAGUGCGGUCAAGGCCGUGGGCGCUACCACAGACUUGCACUCCGAGACCAAUCCUCCUUCGAUGGGGGCAGGGUCGUCGUCUCCUCCGAGCGACAGCUCCCAGACCACCACGGAGGGUCCGGAUUCGGCCGUGACGCCCUCGGACUGCACCGAGCUCGUAAGAUACACUUCCUUCCACUCCAACAGCGAGGCCUCUUCAUCCUACACAGCCUCCUCCUCCACCUCCUCUUCCAUAUCUACUUCUUCCUCCUCUUCUGCCGUCUCCUUCGCUAGCAGUAGUGACAAGGUGUUGGAUGGCAGUGAGAGUCAGUACUCAGGGAUGCAGAUUGGAACUCUGCAGGAUGAGGAAGAGGAAGGAGUGGCUGCUGCACCUGAUGAAGCUGCGGAGUCUUUUGCUCACUCUGUGCUGGCACUGAGCAAACCCCACCUACUGGAUGGUAAAGGCCACAACAGGCAAGCUUCUGAUAGCAGCGUGGAUCGCUUUAUACCAAAGGAAGAGGUUCUGGAGCCAGUGGACCUCGACAACAAGUUAUCAAGGGUUAAAGGGGACAUCGGACACUACACCGACCCGGCGGAGGCGCCGCUGGUGCACUGUGUGCGGCUGCUGUCUGCUUCCUUUCUGCUCACCGGCCAACGAAACGGGCUGGUUCCUGACAAGGAGGUCCGUGUGAGCGUGAAGGCUUUAGCCGUCAGUUGCGUAGGAGCAGCAGCAGCUCUUCUCCCUGAAACGUUUUUUAACAGAAUCUACCUGGGGCCAGUGGAUGGACAGCAGGCGGAUGAGCAGCAGUACAUCAGUGACAUCCUGCAGUACAUUGAGCACGGGGAUCCUCAGAUUAGGGGAGCUACAGCUAUACUGUGUGGAGCUUUGAUUCAAGCCAUCCUGCUCAAGACUCGCUUCAGCACGGACUCGUGGCUUGCACGCCUCCACAGUACCACUGGGAACAAAGUGUCUUUGGAAGAUAUUGUACCCUUAUUACAGCGCAGUCUGAAGGACGAGUCCUCAGUGACGUGUAAGAUGGCCUGUUCGGCUGUGAGGCACUGUAUCAUGGCUCUAUGCAGCAGCAAUUAUAGCGAGCUGGGUUUGCAGCUCUUAAUUAACCUCCUGACCCUGAGGGAUUGUUCUUAUUGGCUGGUCCGUAACGAGCUGCUGGAAACCCUGGCAGAAGUGGACUUUCGGUUAGUGUGCUUUCUUGAGAGGAAAACGGAGAAGUUGCACAGAGGAGAGCAUCACUACACUGGCUUGUUGCGUCUGCAGGACAGAGUAAUUAAGGACGUAGUGCUUUAUCUUCUUGGCGACGACGAUCCACGUGUGAGACAUGUUGCGGCUUCUAUUGUUACCAGGCUAGUGUCUAGGUUGUUCUACGAUUGUGACCAGGCUCAGGCAGAUCCAGUGGUAGCCAUUGCACGUGAUCAGAGCAGUGUUUACUUGCAGCUUCUAAUGCAUGAGACCCAGCCUCCGUCUCAGUUUACUGUCAGCACCAUCACACGGACAUAUCGAGGAUACAGUCUGUCGCCAGGCGUUUCUGACGUUACAAUGGAGAACAACCUUUCUCGAGUCAUCACUGCCAUCUCCCAUGCAUUUACUUCUUCCACCUCUAGAGCCCUGACUUUCGGCUGCUGUGAGGCAUUAUGUUUGCUCUCCUUCACUUUCCCAGUGUGCACCUGGAGCACAGGGUGGCACUGCGGCUUCGUCAGCUCUCCGGUGUUCCAUUACGGCCGAACCAGCCUAAACCGCGGCCAAGCACGCUCCUACAGUCUAUCUCAGAGUCAGAGUGGCAGCAGUGAAGACAGCCGCAGGUCACUGAUUGUAGGCGUGGCCAGCAUGGUACUGUCCCUGCUCUCCUCCGCCUGGUUCCCACUGGACCUCUCUGCCCAUCAGGAUGCCUUGAUUCUGGCUGGAAACCUGCUUGCUGCUGCUGCGCCAAAGUGCAUGAAAAGCCCAUGGGGUGGUGAGGAAGAGUCCGGCUCGGCUCCCUCCAAACAGGAAGAGGCGUGGCCUGCCCUGAGCGACCGGUCCCUUGUUGCUAUGGCAGAACAGUUGUUUUCACACCUGCUAAAGGUCCUUAACAUCUGUGCACAUGUGCUAGAGGACACUUCCCCAGGCCCAGCUGUGAAGGCCACAUUGCCAUCACUGGCCAAUACUCCGUCCCUGAGUCCAAUCAGGCGAAAGGGCAAAGAGAAGGACACAACUGAACCCAGUAACACUCCCAUGAGCCCAAAGAAAGGAGGAGACUCCAAUGCAGGCAGAACGGCGGACAGCACAGGAGCAGCUCCAGCGAGCAAGUCCACUUGUGUGGGCAGCUUUUAUCACUUGCCUCCUUAUCUGAAGCUUUACGACGUGCUCAAGGCCACUCACGCCAACUAUAAAGUAACACUCGACCUUCACAACAACAGUGAGAAAUUUGGCGGCUUUCUGCGGUCUGCGCUGGACGUUCUGUCCCAGCUGUUGGAGCUGGCUACCCUGCAUGACAUUGGCAAAUGUGUGGAGGAAAUCCUGGGUUAUCUGAAGUCCUGUUUCUCACGGGAACCCACUCUGGCUACAGUGUGUGUCCAACAGCUGCUUAAAACCUUGUUUGGGACAAACCUAGCCUCCCAGUACGAUGGGACUUCCUCAUACCCGUGCCGCUCCCAGGGGAAGGCUCUCCGUCUGGGCUCGUCCAGUCUGCGACCAGGCCUCUAUCAUUAUUGCUUUAUGGCACCGUAUACACAUUUCACCCAGGCCCUCGCAGAUGCUAGUUUAAGGAACAUGGUACAAGCCGAAAACGAGCAAGACGCAUCGGGGUGGUUUGAUGUAAUGCAGAAAGUGUCCAAUCAGCAGAGGUCAAGCAUCACAAACGUAACACGACAUCGAGGAGACAAGAAUGCCAUCCACAAUCACAUCCGUCUUUUCGAGCCGCUGGUGAUCAAAGCACUGAAGCAGUACACCACCAGCACGUGCGUGGCGCUGCAGAGGCAAGUGCUGGACCUGCUCGCUCAGCUAGUGCAGCUUCGAGUCAACUACUGUCUGCUCGAUUCUGACCAGGUUUUCAUUGGUUUUGUGCUGAAGCAGUUUGAAUAUAUUGAGGUGGGGCAGUUCAGGGAUUCUGAGGCAAUCAUUCCCAAUAUUUUCUUCUUUCUGGUGCUCCUUUCCUAUGAGCGUUAUCACUCCAAGCAGAUCAUCAGCAUUCCAAAGAUUAUUCAGCUGUGUGACGGCAUCAUGGCUAGUGGCAGAAAAGCGGUCACCCACGCGGUCCCUGCUCUACAGCCUAUAGUGCACGAUCUUUUCGUGCUGCGAGGCUCCAAUAAGGCUGAUGCCGGCAAAGAGCUGGAGACUCAGAAAGAGGUGGUGGUGUCCAUGCUGCUGCGCCUUAUACAGCACCACCAGGUGUUGGAGAUGUUUAUCCUGGUCCUGCAGCAGUGUCAUAAGGAGAAUGAAGAUAAAUGGAAACGGCUGUCUCGGCAGAUUGCUGACGUAAUCCUGCCCAUGAUUGGUAAACAGCAGAUGCACCUGGAUUCCCCUGAAGCGCUGGGAGUGCUGAACACUCUCUUUGAGACCGUGGCACCAUCUUCAUUGAGACCAGUGGACAUGCUGCUGAAGAGCAUGUUUGUCACACCUUCUACAAUGGUAUCAGUUGGCACUGUGCAACUCUGGGUGUCUGGGAUUCUGGCCAUAUUGCGUGUCUUGAUCUCCCAGUCAACAGAGGACAUCAUUCUGUGUCGAGUCCAAGAGCUGUCUCUGUCUCCUUAUCUUCUGUCUUGUUCUGCCAUCUGCCGUCUCCACGACAACGAUUCUCCGUCUCCAGUUGACCUGCCGGAUGCAGAUUUAGAGACCAAUGGGGAGACUCAGCAGUUCCUGCCUGAAGAGACAUUCGCCAGAUUCCUUCUGCAGUUAGUAGGUGUGUUGUUGGAUGAAAUCUCCAGUAAGCAGGUGAAAGUGGAUAUGACUGAACAGCAACACACUUUCUACUGCCAGCAGCUGGGCACGCUCCUCAUGUGUCUCAUCCACAUCUUCAAAUCAGGAAUGUUCCGGCGCAUCACGGCUGCAGGCAGCCGGCUGCUUAAGGUGGAGGGGGUAGAGGGGGGAAAUUUCUACACUCUGGAAGGGCUUAACGGUCUGGUGGUGCAGCUCAUCACGACACACCCCUCACUGGUGCUGCUCUGGUGCCAGGUGCUCCUUAUAGUCAACUAUACUAACUACACCUGGUGGUCCGAAGUGCACCAAACCCCCAGGAGGCACAGUUUAUCCAGCACUAAGUUGCUAAGCCCUCACUCGUCUGGAGAGGACGAGGACCAGAAGCCUGAGGGAAAUCAAGCCAUGUGUAACAGAGAGAUUGUUCGCAGAGGAGCGCUCAUUCUCUUCUGCGACUAUGUGUGUCAGAACCUGCAUGAUUCAGAGCAUCUGACAUGGCUGACGGUGAACCAUGUGAGGGAUUUGAUCAGUCUGUCGCAUGAACCACCUGUGCAGGACUUCAUCAGUGCAGUGCAUCGCAAUUCUGCAGCCAGCGGCCUCUUUAUUCAGGCCAUCCAGUCUCGCUGCGACAAUCUUUCUACUCCGGUGAUGCUGAAGAAGACUCUGCAGUGUCUGGAGGGAAUUCACCUGAGUCAGUCUGGAGCUCUGCUCAUGCUUUACGUCGACAAGUUGUUGAACACACCCUUCCGUGUGCUGGCCCGCAUGGUGGACACGCUCGCCUGCAGACGAGUGGAAAUGCUGCUCGCCGAGACUUUACAGAAUAGCAUCGCUCAGCUGCCAGUGGAGGAGCUGGACAGGAUCCAGCAGUACCUCCAGACCAGUGGCCUAGCUCAGCGACAUCAGAGGUUCUACUCCCUGUUGGACAGGUUUAGAGCUACAGUUGCAGAGGAAACCACAAGCCCUUCCCCUCCUGUUACAUUACACCCACUGGACGGGAAUCCACCCCCUGCCCCAGAGAGCGUCACGGCCAGUAAGGAAUGGUAUGUUUCCCUGGUGAAAUCUCAGUGCUGUGUUAAAGGUGACGGAUCUCUAUACGAGACGACUGACCUGCUCACUAAACUUCCCCAAUCAGACUUAAUCACCAUCAUGUCCUCCAAGGAUUUUAACCUAGGCCUGCUGGCUCCAUGUUUGAGUGUUGGCCUCCAGAGGCUGUGCAGAGAUCAGGGGGCGGUUCUUUUUGAGACCACCCUCCAGGUGAUUUUUGAGCAGUUGGCAAGCAUCACAGCACUGCUUCCAUCCCCUCAUCAGCCACUUCUCCUCUCAUCACAACCCAACAAUGACUCCUCGUACUGGAACGCACUCAGCAGUGUAUAUGGUGAGGUGGGCUUUUUUCAGAAAGUGAUGAGCGUGUGCAAUGCAUUGAGCAGGUACCUCCUUUCGCUGCCCAAGCUGCCCUCGGCUUUACAGAUCCCUCCCGCCACUGAGCAUCUGAUCACCUCCUUCAACACCCUGGUCAUAGAGCUGGUGACAUGGCGUUUGCUACAGGACCAGUUAAGUCUCAGUGUAGAUGUGCAGAUGAGCGUGUCCUGCUUGUGUUUGGCUCUGCAGCAGCCUUCAGUGUGGACGGACUUUACCUCUAAAACCUACCUCACACACACCUGCUCUAUUAUCCACUGCAUCCACCUGAUUAUCUAUGCCGUCACAGUUUAUCCAGGCGACCAGCUGGUACGACCUGAGAGAAAGACGCAUGCCAACCGAGACUCUGAAGAGGACGAGGUGGAUUCGGGAAAAGGCAACCUGUGUGAGCAGCAGUGUUGUGAGAUCAUGGCCGAGUUAGUGGAAAGCUUGCAGAGUGUUUUGGCUCUUGGGCACAACAGAAACAGCAAUAUCCCAGCAUUCCUUACUCCAACCCUUAGAAACGUCAUUAUCAGUCUGGCCAGACUGCCCCUUGUGAACAGCUACACACGCAUCCCACCACUAGUCUGGAAGCUGGGCUGGUCCCCCAGACGUGGUGGGGAUUUUGGCACAGCACUGCCUGAGAUUCCUGUCGAGUUUCUACAAGAAAAAGACGUCUUCAGAGAGUUCCUCUACCGCAUAAACGUUCUCGGCUGGAGCAGUAGGACCCAGUUUGAGGAGACUUGGGCCACUCUGUUAGGGGUGCUGGUCACCCAGCCAAUCACGAUCGAUCAAGAAGAGGAGACUCAGCAAGAGGAGGAUCUGGAGCGGACGCAGAUAAACGUGUUAGCAGUGCAGGCCAUCACCUCCCUGGUGCUGAGCGCCAUGACUCUGCCCACAGCCGGGAACCCUGCAGUCAGCUGCCUGGAGCAGCAGCCGCGCAACAAGAGCCUCAAAGCUUUAGACACCAGAUUUGGGCGUAAACUGAGUGUAAUCCGAGGUGUAGUGGAGAAAGAGAUUCAGGCCAUGGUAUCCAAGAGAGACAAUAUAGCCACACACUUUCCUUACCAAGCCUGGGACCCGGUGCCAUCGCUGUCCUCGUCGUCAGCAGGCACUUUAAUCAGUCAUGAGAAACUCCUCCUGCAGAUCAACACCGAGCGAGAACUGGGCAACAUGGAUUAUAAACUGGGCCAGGUAUCUAUUCACUCUAUGUGGUUGGGGAAUAAUAUCACUCCUCUGAGGGAGGAAGAGUGGGGUGAUGAUGAGGAAGAUGAAACUGAUGCUCCUGCGACCGCCUCACCACCGAUAUCUCCUAUUAAUUCCAGAAAGCACAGAGCUGGAGUUGACAUUCACUCCUGCUCCCAGUUCCUCCUGGAACUCUACAGCCAGUGGAUCCUCCCUGGCAGCCCCAGCAGCAGAAAAACUCCAGUUGUGCUUAUCAGUGAGGUGGUGAGAUCGCUGUUGGCGGUGUCCGAUCUGUUCACGGAAAGGACUCAGUUUGAUAUGAUGUUUUCCACUCUGAUGGAGCUGCAGAAGGUUCACCCUCCUGAGGACGAGAUCCUAAACCAGUAUCUCGUCCCUGCUAUCUGCAAAGCAGCUGCUGUGUUAGGCAUGGAUAAGAUGACCGCAGAGCCUGUGUGUCGGUUGUUGGAGUCUUCACUGAGGAGCACUCAUCUGCCCAGUCGUAUUGGCGCGCUGCACGGAGUGCUGUACGUGCUCGAGUGUGAUCUACUGGACGACACAGCACGCCAGCUCAUACCUAUUGUCAGCGAAUAUGUACUGUCUAAUCUCCGGGUCAUCGCCCACUGCUUGAACCUGCAUAAUCAGCAGCACGUGCUGGUAAUGUGUGCUGUGGCCUUCUACAUGAUGGAAAACUACCCGCUGGAUGUCGGGCCAGAAUUUAACGCAGGGGUCGUCCAGGUGUGUGGCAUAAUGCUCUCAGCCAGCGAGGAAAACACUCCAUCUGUAAUCUACCACUGUGCACUGCGAGGCCUGGAGCGAUUGCUUCUGUCUGAGCAGCUGUCACGCAUGGACGCGGAAACGCUGGUGAAGCUCAGCGUGGAUCGCGUGAACAUGCCGAGUCCGCAUCGCGCCAUGGCCGCCCUGGGUCUCAUGCUCACCUGCAUGUACACAGGUGUGCCUGGAGAGGAAGGGAAGGAGAGAGGGAGUCCCGGUCGGCCAGUCGACAGCGACCCCACAGCUCCCGACAGCGAGUCUGUUAUCGUUGCCAUGGAGCGUGUCUCGGUUCUUUUUGACAGGAUCCGUAAAGGUUUUCCGUGUGAAGCCCGUGUGGUGGCACGGAUACUGCCCCAGUUCCUAGACGACUUUUUUCCGCCGCAGGACGUCAUGAACAAAGUCAUUGGAGAGUUUCUGUCCAAUCAGCAACCUUACCCACAGUUUAUGGCCACUGUGGUUUAUAAGGUGUUUCAGACACUCCACGCCACUGGUCAGUCCUCCAUGGUGCGAGACUGGGUGCUGCUCUCGCUUUCCAACUUCACGCAGAGAACACCUGUUGCCAUGGCGAUGUGGAGCCUUUCCUGUUUUUUCGUCAGCGCCUCCACCAGCCAGUGGAUUUCUGCCCUCUUGCCUCACGUGAUCAGUCGCAUGGCCAAAGCCGACGCAGUGGACGUUAGCCUGUUCUGUCUGGUAGCCAUGGACUUCUACCGGCACCAGAUCGAUGAGGAGCUGGACCGCAGAUCCUUCCAGUCUGUUUUUGAGAUGGUGGCAUCCCCGGGUAGCCCUUACUACCAGCUGCUGUGCUGUCUGCAGAGUAUUCACCAGGACACGUCACUAUAAGACACACACACUUUAAGCCAUUAGACUGGCUGUAAUACACUGCUCAUCAUGCAGGACAUAGUAUUCUAGUGGGUGUAGACAGUUUACUUUUCCCUAUAGGCCACAAUAGUACACACUACUAACCAGCUUCACAAAAGAGCGACCACAUCACGUCACCUAACGUACGAGUUAUUAAUUGCGAAACAUGUCAGGAACAAGUCAAUACCCAAGAAUGCCAAUGUAGACAUAAGAGCAAAAUCUACUUCUUUAAACACUCCUAGCUGACAUUGGCAGAUCAUGGUACAAAUACUUUUUUCCAGGCCUUUCCAAAACUGUCCAAGAUCCGUCCAAGUUAACGCUCGAUCAAACCUAAUAUCUGCAUAAAACAGUAAAACUUUUUUAGCAGAUGAAUUCCCUUCGUUCAUUCCUUUGUCCCUAACGUUUGCCCAUGUGACCUCGGGGUUGGGGGGCGGGUGUGUGUAGAAAGAGUAGAACUGGAAACUGACUUGAUGAUCCUCCUUGGUCUGAGGAGAACUUGCAUAAGCCAUGUUAAAAGAUGACGUUUCUGUGUAUUUAAAGCGUGAAAUGUGCUCGGUCGAUGUUUUUUAGAGCUGCAAGAUGCUAGAAUCAACUGGCACGAUGUGUGCACUCUCAUCUAACAACACCAGUAGUGUCGCUUUCUUUCUCUUUCUUUUAGUUUUUAUGUUGGAGAAUUUUUUUUUAAAAUUCAAGUUGGCACUUGAGCUGCAGUCGGGAAAAAGGGAAGCCGGAUGCCGAGGGGCUUGUGCGCCCCUUUCUGCAACAGGCUUCCCACUCCGGGUGUUUUUAGGAUGGCAAAAAAAAUGAGAACGCAAAGUUAAACUGGCGUACACACUUAAACUGAUUCGAAGUAAUCCGAUUCUCUGAUCUGAUUUCUUUUUUUUUUUUUUUUAUGCUCAGGAUAUAAUGCGAUUCUUAAACUAGUGUCACGAUCGGAAGUCUAUUUUUUAAUGUUGUUUGUGGGUGUGUGGGUGGGUCUCUGGGUAGGGGGAUGGGGGGGAAUGAUGUAAAAUGAUUGUAUGUAAGAGAAGAAUUAUGUGUUAUACUACUAAACCUACCGCUGCAUGAGAAUAUCCAUCAAAUGACAGAUGGCCUAAAGAGACUAUACAUUUACUGAAUGUUUGCAAACCACUUGACCUGAAAACAGUGUAUGUGUGUAAAACGCGAAACUGACUGCCUUCACUCUCCGAAGGUGUGGAGAGACACAAUCGGAUCCGAUCAGAAGUGUCCACACAGCCGAGGUGUCCCUUUUCUGUAAAUAGAAGCCUGGCAGCAUCUUGUAAAGUCAGCCUACAGCAUGCCGCUUGUAAUAUCGAGUCUUCAUGUGAUGUUAAAACCCAGAGGGAAGGAAGAUGCAGCACCUGAAGUACUACAUGGUGACCCAUACGGAAUAAAUUCGACUUUGUAAUUCUUACGACCCGGGCUUUGUAUCCAGUGCUGCGUUGUUUGAUGUGGAUCCUUUCCGAUUUUUUUUCCCCCAAGUGGAAGUGUGCACUUUUAUAGACACGCUCCAGUCAGUGUUCCGUCAUGCUGCACGCGCAGAUUUCAGCUUCAGCACCUGCUCGAAGAUCUCCUCAAUAAACUGAUAAAACACUCUCGACCCAAGCCUGUAAAUCCCAAAAGGGAAUCGAAUGUAAAGAAGGAAAAAAAAACAACUAUAUGCCGAUUUGAAUUAGCACGAAGUUUGCUGGUUCGAUUUCUUCAAAAUCUCCUCGUACCUUCCACUCGCACAACCAAUACCCAAACAACACCCCACCCCCACAAUCCCCCCCCAAGUACGCUUUAGCUCGAAUGCUUCAUUGUUGAUUUCUAUUAUUACUUAAGGCUCAAAUCAAUCAGUGUGUGGAAGCUGACUGUAGACGAGCGAGGGAAGAUUACGAGACCGUCUACUCGCUCGUCUACAGUCCUGUUCAGAACGGAAGGCUGUGAUAGUCGAGCACCGGAGCUUCCUGAAGAAACCUACAUCGACGUGUUAAAUAUUCCACACUCACAUCCGCAAGCUGGUGUAAUGAAGACAAUGUCGUAUUUACUGUAAUGGCAUAUUUUAAUAUAAAAUUCCUGGAAAGAUUAUGAUGUAGUAAUAAAAUGUUUAAAAUGUG